Messenger RNA from Branchiostoma belcheri (Belcher's lancelet), 2640 nucleotides. RefSeq names its product transmembrane protein 65-like. Gene Ontology annotation, cellular component: mitochondrion. Lineage: Eukaryota; Metazoa; Chordata; Leptocardii; Amphioxiformes; Branchiostomatidae. The transcript has 7 exons. The record is from RefSeq and is a predicted model, not a curated record. The coding region runs from base 14 to 697 and encodes 227 amino acids.
AGUUGGACCCAAAAUGGCGGCUGUCAUGACAAGAUUUUCGCAGGCUGUCACCUCUACCGUUGUCCGAUCCUUGUGUCACGAUCAUAUACUGCUUCGAUCGGGAACAGCGUAUCUGCCAGCUUUUGUCCAACACAGGACUGUAUAUGAGUACACAUUGGACAAACCAGAAGGCGCGAAGGAAUUUGUAUACACGCUGCGGAAGAUGGAGCGACAGACGCUGCUUCUAGAGUUGCAGAAGUUUGAAUCACAAGAGGGCCAAGGGAAUCCAUCUAUUAGACCAACAUCCAGACAGUUAUGGCUUGUUGCCACACACAAUAUCUUGCCGUUCAUAGGCUUUGGCUUUCUGGACAAUGCUGUUAUGUUAGUUGCAGGUGAUUAUAUAGAUGUGACAAUAGGAACCGCUUUAGGCAUCUCAACAUUAGCUGCUGCUGGAUUGGGCAACUUGUUAUCAGACCUAUUUGGACUGGGAGCAGCGAGCUAUGUUGAAGUGCUUGCAUUAAAAGUGGGGCUCCCCUCACCAGAGCUAACUCCUCAACAACUGGACAUGUCUUCUUCAAAAUGGGCAUCAAAUCUGGGUCGUGUUUUUGGUGUGACAGUCGGCUGCCUCCUGGGGAUGUUGCCGCUCUACUUUCUCCCAAGACGAGAGAAAGAUGAAAAGGAUGGUGACAGCCAAGAAGCUCCAACAAAAACAGAAUAAGACCAGCUGUGGACAAAAUCAAUGGUCUCGGCUGACUGAAAUACUUAAACACAUUUUUUUAGGAAAAGCAGGUGUAGUAAGGGUCCAAACAAAAGAGUGCCAUGCACAGGUGGACUAUCGGCACCUGUAGGGACUCAACCAUAGGGUAGUUGCUAGUCUUAAUGUUAUUAAUGUUAAAUGGGGAUUUUGUAGGACAACAGAAAUAUAUUGAAAUGGAGAACUAUGUUACAGACUAGCCCAAAUGCUUUGGGAAUGCUGUGGAUCAGAUCUGCCUAAUGUAGCAGGACUUAGUGUUUUGUUGGGCAGCUAUCUUUACAAACACCUAAAUAUGUAAUUCGUAUGAAUUGUGUGUAAUUUCUAAUGUGUAAUAGUUUCUGUCAUAUUUAUUUAUUUUGCCUCUGUGUUGCCUUCUCUUCCUUGUCUUGACAUAUUGUAUAGUCAGCAUUUGGUUAACCUCUAUCCCUUUGGGAUUAACACACUGCUCUUCAGCAUGUAGAAUCAAUGUCAAUCUAGUACUUAAACUGGAAGAAAGAGGAUAGUUUGAACCUUUAGAAGCCAAUGAACUCUUAAUGUCAACCCCUAGAAAAGAUUAAGGAUGUCUACCACUGUGAAGAUCAAAACCACCCAGAUUUGUUGCCAAAUAUGAAGCCAGUGGGAUGACAUGGGAAACCAAUAGUAGGCUAGGGUUUGAGGUUUUAAAAAACUGUCCUUUGUGUCAUAAGAUGUGUAGCAGUUGUCUGUUGAAAAAGAGCUAGCAUUCAUUUUAUUUUACAUUUUGGAAAAGUAACAUUUUAUGCAGGGAAUUUUAGUGUAGUUCACUUUUGCUUAUUUGUUUUAAGUGGAAGUUAUUUUUAGUUAUGCAUGAUAAAAAUUUUGUAUUGAAGAUAAAUAGCAAGAGGAAAGUAGAGGUAGAUUUGGCUAAUUUUCAAGAAUAAUCUUGGAUAGUAAAUAAUUGGAUGAAGGGUUCUCAAAGUAAGGGUAGAUAUUUUCAGAAAAGAUACACAUAAAGCUGUUCUAAAAUGUCAUGAUUGUGAACUUUUGUAUAUACCCGGGUCACUGUACUUUGUAAUAUUACAUGAUAGAGAUCUAAAUAUUACAUGGUGUUAUAGAGAUAGAUGUAUGGUACAGUGUAGGAAAGUUAUUUUUGCUGGGAAAAGUGCAACUAAGUCUUUCACUCACCUCUCCCAUUAUUACAUUAAUAUAUUGUGCAAUAGUCAAUGAAGUGGGGAUUUUUCUAUUUUGUUUGCAGUAGAAAUGCCACUUGAGCCUGUCAAUGAAGGGGAACAAAGCAUCAGUACAAAUGUUUUCGCAGACAGAUUACAUCUGCUUGAUUUGACAUUUUGCCUGGUUUGCUUGAAGUGAGUCAGACAGUAAUAAUAUGUUUUGACUGUGCAGUUAACUCUAUAAACACAGCAGAUUAACCAGACAGGUCUACUCUACAAAGGAAAAUAUGUGAACAUCUGAAGUUACAAUCUGCACAACUGGCUCCACCCCCCACGCCCAAACAAAGAACAGUCCUGUUUUGUCAUCUGUCUUGUCUUCCCAGUUGCAUUCUUUUUAUGAAGCUUUGCAGUCAAAGACAGCCUCUGUCUGUGGUCCUUAAUCUAUUUUUGACUACUUUCCUUUGGUACUGUCCUUGGUGCUGAUUCUGUAUUCUAAUGGCUACCAGGGCUUGAUGGCUCACUAUACUAACCAGUCUGCUACUAGAUUUCAGUCACUGUAAUCCAUACUCUUCAUGCUGAUUGGUCACUACCAGGCUGUUUGAUGAACUUGAAAAGCAAAGGCCCUCUCUGAACGCAUUGACAGAGAAACCACUCAAAUGUAAUGACUUACUGGUUAGGAGCAGUUAGGUCUGUGUGUAGCUUGACCACAGGUUGGAUUUGUGUACUUGUUACUCAUUAGUGUGCAAUGCAAUAAGUGUAAAUAAAGGAUACAUUUGCUUG